ACUGUCAUGGCUGCUUCAAUGCAAUUAUUUAUACAUGUUACCAAAAAAUUGUAGUACGUAGUUAAUUGUUUCUAUGACUUCUAAGUGGAAAAAGGUAUUGUACGAGAAACAAGAUGUUCCGGAUAACUACGUAGACGAAUCUUUCUUAUCUGAUCUCCGAAAAAAUGUAAAUUUAUAUAAGUAUACGUGGGGGGAAGCAUUUACCGGUGUUUGUGCAGUUACACAUGAAGUGAGCUCUACAGUACUGUUUGUUGUGGCUUUCAUCUUUUUGAAAGAUGAAUCAUGUUCGAUUGCAGUGAUACUUGUCAGCGUAGCCAUGUUGAUAAUCAUUAGCUUUAUAAUUCAUCAGAUCACAUGUGAAUUAGAUAAUAGAUGGAAAUUUAAAAACAUUCCCUUCUCUGAAUACCUUAAAAGUUGUGUUAUUUUUUUUACUUUUGGCUACAUGUUUUCGCCCAUUCUUAAAGCUUUAACAGAAACAAUAAGUACAGAUACUAUUUACGCUAUGGUUACACUUAUGAUGUUGACUCAUGUAUUGUUUCAAGAUUAUGGUGCUGAAGCUGCUAUAGUAUCCCAAAGUUUAUCACUUAAUUCGGCAUUAUUCGCUGCAGUGUGUCUGUCAUCAAGAUUGCCUACUGUUAUGCGUACAUUUGCUCUUGUGAUAUUAGCUGUUAUGGUUUUUGUGGUUCUACCUUUGUUGAGACACAGAUUUCAGAAAAAUAUUUCUGGCUUUCUUAUAAUAACUGGAAUUUUCAUAAUUACUGUUUUGAUUGCCUUAUUUUACAUUUCAACCACAUAUGCUGUACUAUUUGUGCUUUUGUGUUUCUCGGUUAAUGUAAUAUUUCCAACAUUGUUUGUUCAUUGCCAGAAAUAUAAAGAAAAUAUAUUUGGCCCGUGGGACGAAGCUGUCGUGAAACAACAUCAGAGUAUAUCUCAUGAAUAUAAGUCAUGAAUAGAAAAAGCAUCAUAGUAGUUUUGUGACUUUGAUCGUAUUAAAAUUAUACUUUUAUUAUUUAUUCAAAGAUUUUCCAGUAUGGUUAAUACAGGAUUUUGUAAAAAAAUUGUAUUUCUGGACCUCUCCUGUUUGUUCAUUUGUUUCCAUUGCCAAAUGCUUCAUUUGAUCAGGACAAGAGGUACUGCAGAAGAUUGCUUGUCUGAGCAUUAUUGGAAGGCUUGUGCUUGAUGUUUCAUGACAGCAUACACUACCCUUGUUUACCUCUUUUGAGACAAUGUUAUGACUACUCAUGAGCAUUAAUCCUGAAUGUAUUAGUGUUUCAUUAAAUGAACUAUAUUCUACUUCCUUGAAGAAAAGGAAGGUCCAUAAACUGGUUGAUCCCAUAUGGGUGGAUUAUUGGCACGAUCAACAACAUCAAUGAUUACUUCUACUGUGGCCCUGUGUUGAGGCAUGCCUUUAUCUAGGGCUAUGGCACGAAGGUAUGCUUUUUUUUAAUGUGUCUGAUACAAUCAGCCGCCUCCAACUAUACAUGCAAGCUCAUCGCCAUCAAAAGUGCUCCUGGAGAUUUAUCUCUCUAAAGAAGACCAGAGUUCCAAGGGCAUCAUCAUCUUCUCUGACUGCAGAUCAGCAUUGCAAGCGAUCCAGAAGAGCAAAUGUCAACUCAGUCAUCAUAUCAUUGAGCUCACAAACAAAAUCAUUGCUGCCCAAAGAUCCUGCAUCUUACAAUCCAUACCGGCUCAUGUAAAUAUUUGUGAUAAUGAGAAGACCGAUGAGCUUGCAAAGGCAUCCCCUGAUUCUUCUUAGCCAUCCAACUACCUAACCCUCGUUGAUGCCAAUGCAGUUGCCAGCCAAAGACUAAUCGGUCAAGUUAAAGGAAACUCCAUCACGGGAUGAGGAUUUCUACAGACGGACAAUGUAGUUACACCAACAUUUGUCCUCAUUGCCCAGAUAACAUCCCACUGUCUCGCCAUCACAUCUUCAGCUGCCCAGCAAUCCAGGCCAGACUGUUUAACAUCGGCAUUGAAGACCCAGUGGACCUGCUUUAUACUGAUAGAGCUGCCGAGAUUGCAAAAGCUGUCUUUGACAGCUUCGAAGCUAUAUAAUUGCACUUUGUCAUAGACAUGACAUCAUCAUCAUGACAAUCAGUGGUAUUAAAACAUUAGCAAUUUGUAAUUAAUCAACUCUUUUUUUAGCAGUUCAUAAUUAAAGCAUUGAGGAGGUGAGAUUGAUCAUCUCAUUUCUUUAAAUCGGAAAAGAUCCUUUAUUAUUGGAAUGAAUAUCAAAUAACAAUUGAAUUUUACAAAUAACUAAUUCACAAUUAAUAAUUUCUUUAAAAAAAAUCUGAUGUGUACACUACAUGACUUCCUUGUACGGAAUAUUAAAUUACACACAUUUUUUUCUUGCAUUUCAUUUAAACUUAUUGGAUUGAAUUAAAUCUACU
Molecule: messenger RNA, 2393 nt
Organism: Stegodyphus dumicola
Lineage: Eukaryota; Metazoa; Arthropoda; Arachnida; Araneae; Eresidae
Gene: PIG-C
Product: phosphatidylinositol glycan anchor biosynthesis class C
Biological process (GO): GPI anchor biosynthetic process
Cellular component (GO): membrane; glycosylphosphatidylinositol-N-acetylglucosaminyltransferase (GPI-GnT) complex
Source: RefSeq, a predicted model, not a curated record